This is a messenger RNA of Exophiala viscosa, 2099 nucleotides long. Its product is annotated as cytochrome P450 oxidoreductase. Bases 220 to 1905 code for a protein of 561 amino acids. The record is from RefSeq and is a predicted model, not a curated record. Lineage: Eukaryota; Fungi; Ascomycota; Eurotiomycetes; Chaetothyriales; Herpotrichiellaceae. Gene Ontology annotation, molecular function: oxidoreductase activity, acting on paired donors, with incorporation or reduction of molecular oxygen; iron ion binding; monooxygenase activity. The transcript has 2 exons.
GGAGACGAUGAAUCUCAUCGCGGACCACCGAUGUGGAGAGGAAAUUCACAGAUGUCAACAACGUUUGUCUGCUUAAGGCCCGCCCGCGCCUGCCUUAAGUGCUACAGUGAGUCCUCUCGGCGUGAACAUAUAAUCUAUGACACAGGUCUCAUUCAUUCUUUAAUGUCGCUAUACUCGCCUCACUUCCCCACGUGGAAUUGAACCCGUACAUUCGUUAACAUGGCUACAUUGUAUUCUUCCUUGCCCAUUGCUUCCUUUCCAAAUGCUACCUCUCAAGUCCUUCACUCACAGACAUUCACAAACAACAUCUUUAUCACAUACAAAUGGACAAUACUAGCAACGGUUUUGCUAUGCCCUGCUCUCUUCGGCUUUCUGCGCUAUCUCCUCUUCAAGGACAAACCACCCAAGGGCCUCCGACUCGUACCGGGACCUCCUAGUACGAUUCCUUAUAUCGGACGAGUCGAUAUCGAUGCCAACGCCCCCUGGAAUUCCAUGAAGAAGUGGGCCGAUGAGUACAAGGGGUUCUUCAGACUGACAGCUUGUGGUGAGAUGCACAUCUGGCUUGGCGACAGCGACAUUGCUCAGGAACUGUACUGCAAACGCGCUCCUCAAUAUUCUUCGAGACCGGAAGUCGCUGCGGUACCUGGUAGUCACUCGCAGGCACAAUACUUACCCUUGCUCGAGUAUGGAGAUCACUGGCGCAUGCAAAGGAAAUUUGCCCAUACAUCAUUGAACUCUGCAUACAACAGUCAAUAUCACGGUUACAUCCCGGUGGAGGCAAAGCGAUUCUUGUACAAUCUCCUUCAGGAUCCCCAGGAUCAUUAUUCACAAACCGAUCGCUUCUGCGGCCGAAUUGCCUCAAGACUUUGUUUUGGUUCUCCGGCAUCAGCAGCCGCGCAUUGCAAGAAUGCGGCCGAAUUCAUUCCACAGAUUUCUCCCUCAGCCAGUGGACCAAUCACCAAUAUCAUGCCGUUCUUAGGGGCCCUUCCGGAAUGGAUCAACACCGCCAAGAAGCCAUGCCGACAACGACGAGAACGUGAGGAGCGUCUGUGGAAAGGUCUCAUGACCCAGGUCCGCAAUGAGAUGGAUCGAGGUAUUGCUGAAGUCUCAUUUGCGCGGACCUACUUCGAACGCAAGGAUGCUGCUGAAAAGAAAGGUGACGGCAAAGACUUCGGUUUCGACGAGCAUGAAGCUGCAUACGCUGUAGGCAUGUUGUGUACCGUGGCAAUCUUCACUAUUGGUGGACCCCUGUAUUGCUUCUUCCUGGCCAUGGUGCUUCACCCAGAAUGGCAGGAGAAGUGUCGUGCCGAGAUCGAUGCUGUGGUGGGACACGAUCGAAUUAUCGACCUCAGCGACUCUCCCAACCUUCCUAUUCUGCGAGCAUGUAUCAAGGAAUGUAUCCGGUGGCGCCCACCAGUCCCGCUCGGCGUCCCUCGUCUUGUCACUGACGAUGACGAGUACGAAGGCUACUAUAUUCCGAAAGGAGCUGUCGUACACGCCAUCGAUUUAUCCAUGGCACGCGAUCCCACUCUGUAUCCUGACGCUGAUGCCUACAACCCGGGCCGAUGGCUCGAGGCCGAGUAUCCGACAUACCAAGAACCACUGACGGUACAUCCUCGCCUACUGGGACAUCAUGGAUUUGGCCGAGGUCGACGGAUGUGCCCGGGCAUUGAGGUCACGGAGGCUGAAUUGUUGGUCGGCUGCGGGUCUUUAUUAUGGGCCUUCACCAUGAAACCGAAUGUUGGACCAGAUGGUCAGUUGCAAUGGCCUGACCCGUUUGCGAUGACGAGUAAUGUCAUUGGAGGUCCGUUGCCGUUCAAAUUUGACCUCAAGGUCAGGAGCGAGCAGAGACGGGCCAAGAUUGAGGAGCUGUAUCAAAAGGACAAGCAUUUGAUGAUGGACUAAUGACCUUGGAUAGCCCGGUGGAUGGGCAUUGGAUAAUUGCAGCGGCCAGCAGCAAACUGGGUAGAGUAAUUGAACAUUGUAUAAGAGUUGAUGAGGACUUUUGAGCUCACAAUAUCGUAUUGUUAUGACCUACUUUUCGAGGGCGCUGUGAUCGAUCGUACUUGGCGAAAUGCAGUCACUUUCUACCAGGACCG